AUGUCCUGCUACGACCUGUGCCUGCCCUCCUCCUGCGGUCCCCAGCCCCUGGCCACCAGCUGUAACCAGCCCUGCUUCCGCCGCUGCAGGGACUCCACUGCCUUCAUCCAGCCGCCCACGGUCGUGGUCACGCUGCCCGGGCCCAUCCUCAGCUCCUUCCCGCAGAACACCAUGGUGGGCUCCACGGCGUCAGCGGCGGUCGGGAGCUACUUGCGCUGCUGCGGCAUCCCCGUGGGAUCUCGGGGGCUGGGCAAGGUGGGGCUGCUGUGCCUGGGGACCGGGCUGUAG
Molecule: messenger RNA, 288 nt
Organism: Cinclus cinclus
Lineage: Eukaryota; Metazoa; Chordata; Aves; Passeriformes; Cinclidae
Product: beta-keratin-related protein-like
Exons: 1
Coding region: 1-288 (95 amino acids)
Cellular component (GO): intermediate filament
Molecular function (GO): structural constituent of cytoskeleton
Source: RefSeq, a predicted model, not a curated record